UUACAAAAAAAAGGUAUAAUAAAUAUACAAUAAUAUUAACAAAAUGUAAGUCGUGUCCGAUUAUCAUACAGGUACACCAAACCCCACGCUUCCUCUCGUUUCUUCUUCCUACGCGAUCAAGCUCGAUCCUUCUCCUUCUUCUUCCCCAAAACGCUCCUCCCCCACCCCCCUCAAAAUUCUCGCCAUCAAACCCUAAAUCCAAUCGCAACAGCUUCUUCUUCUUCUUCUUCUACUUCUUCUUCGAUCGAACCCUAGGUGUGGGUGCGAUGAGGAAGAGGGAGAGGGAGAACCCGUGCAUGAUCUGCGGCCACUACCACAAGUACGAGGCCGGCGAGGUGUGCGGCGUCUGCGGACACCGCAUGCCGGCGAACGUCGAUCGCCCGGCCCACCAGGGCGGCGGCGCCUUCCCCUCCGAGAUCCUCAGGGACUUCCUCUACCUCGGGAGCUACGACAACGCCUCCCGAAGCGAGCUCCUCAAAACCCUAGGCAUCUCCCAUGUCCUCAAUACUGUGCCAGCUUGCCAGAAUCUCUACAAGAACUCUUUCACUUACCACUGCCUCCAAGAUGAGAAGAAUUUGCAAUUUGAUGAUGCCGUCCAAUUUCUAGAGCAGUGUGAAAAGGAAAAAGUGCGUGUACUUGUCCACUGCAUGUCAGGGAAGAGUAGGUCUGCCGGGAUUGUAAUUGCUUUCUUGAUGAAGUCUAAGGGUUGGAGGCUUGCCCAAUCCUUUCAAUGGGUGAAAGAACGAAGACCACUAGUGGACUUAUCAUCAGCUGUCCAGCAGCAGUUGCUGCAGUAUGAGCAGAGGAUAUUCGGGUCCAACUGCGCCGCCACUGCGGUUCAAACUUUUCCAUCAACGGAUUCACUCCCAUCUUUCGGAUUCGGGUUCCCAAAACCACCCGCUAAUAUUCCAACCCCAGCUUUUAAUCAGAAUACCUCGUCUUCCAUUUUCGAGCGUGUCGGCCUUCAAAGUUUUCCGAGUGGCUUCACCUUUGGAGGAGGGAGGGCCACAGAACAAAAAGUUGCCAAUAAUAAUAACACUUUCGGCAUUAUCCCUUCAGCUGGGAAUGAAGCCCUAAUGGACAGCUCUUAAGAGAGAGUGAGCCCUCUUUGCUUCAACACAUGAUAAGGUGGGGAAAAGGGAAAAAAAAAAAAAGAAAAGAAGGAAAAACCCUAACAUUUGAAGCAAAAUGGGCGGAUAAGCAUAACUCUGCAAGGUAAGUUGUGUACUUUAAGAUGUUCCAGACUUUGGGCAAAGGAUUUCAUGUACAACAAGGUCAUGGAUGCAUGGUAUCUAAAUUACAUGGUGGUACCACACUCUCUUUGUAUGAGUUAUUAAAAUUACUGUUUAUACGUAGUUGUCUAUUGAGUUUCCUGUGUUGUUAAUUUAUUCCUGGUUAUGUUCCAUAAUUUUAUCAGCUGAGUUUUGUAUUGGCUUAGCAUGAUAAUUGAGACAUUGCCCAAGACUAUGUCGAAUUUGAACAAAGUUAAUCGCAAAUUAUCGUAGGGCCAAGUUUGUUUGCUGGUUA
Messenger RNA from Ananas comosus (pineapple), 1527 nucleotides. Its product is annotated as protein-tyrosine-phosphatase IBR5. The transcript is spliced from 5 exons. Gene Ontology annotation, biological process: auxin-activated signaling pathway; protein dephosphorylation; negative regulation of MAP kinase activity. Gene Ontology annotation, cellular component: nucleus. Gene Ontology annotation, molecular function: protein tyrosine/serine/threonine phosphatase activity; MAP kinase phosphatase activity. Lineage: Eukaryota; Viridiplantae; Streptophyta; Magnoliopsida; Poales; Bromeliaceae. The record is from RefSeq and is a predicted model, not a curated record. Bases 267 to 1091 code for a protein of 274 amino acids.